UACAACACAACCAUUUCGUCAAAGUCAAGCUGUUGAAAAUUCAACUCUUUCAUCAUUUUCAUUCAUCUUCUUUAAUCUUUGCUUCCUCCAUUUCAAACCCUCUGAUCAUUAAAGAAAAAAAAUAUCUUUUCAAUCAAGCAACAACAAAACAAUGAAGAAAGAACCAACUCAUCAUCGCUACCUUCCAUGCCUCUUCCUGUUUCUUCUUUCACUACUCCGACCAAUCACCUCAGACCCUAGAGCACGAUCCGUCAAAAUCACUUGCUCACCGCAGCUCGAGCACAACGAAACCGUCUUCGUCCCCAACUUCGUAGCCUCGAUGGAGAAAAUCAGCCAAGUAGUCCAAACCACCGGUUUCGGAACCGCUCAAACCGGUUCAGGACCAGACGGUAACUACGCUCUCGCACAGUGCUACGGAGAUCUCCCUCUAAACGACUGCGUCCUCUGCUACGCGGAAGCGAGAACCAUACUUCCAAAGUGUUAUCCUCAGAACGGAGGUAGAAUCUUCCUCGACGGAUGUUUCAUGAGAGCCGAGAACUACAGUUUCUACAAAGAGUUCAAAGGACCUGAAGACACCGUCCUUUGCGGGAACGCCACGAGGAGGAACAACGCCACUUUCGGUGACGCGGUGAGACAGGUGGUGAGAAACGCGGUUGCUGCGGCUCCUGGGAAUGGAGGGUACGCUCGCGGCGCAUCUGCAAAUGGAGAAUCUUCUGCGUUUGUGUUGGUGAAUUGCUGGAGAAAUCUGAGUCCUGAGUCUUGUAAACAGUGUUUGGAGGAUGCUUCUGCUUCUAUGGUUGACAAGUGUUUGCCGUGGUCUGAAGGACGUGCGCUUCACACUGGAUGCUUCCUUAGGUACUCUGAUCAAGAUUUCUUGAACAAGAUUCCACGAAACGGAAGAUCAAGAGGUUCUGUAGUGGUGAUUGUUGUCUCAGUCCUUAGCUCUGUGAUUGUCUUUAUGGUUGGAAUAGCAAUUGGUGUUUAUAUCUGCAAAAACCGAACCAUACAGAAGAAGAGAAGAGGAUCUAAUGAUGUAGAAAAAAUGGCGAAAACGCUAACAGACAGUAGCUUGAACUUCAAAUACUCAACACUAGAGAAAGCAACAGGCUCCUUUGACAAUGCGAACAAGCUUGGACAAGGAGGAUUUGGAACUGUCUAUAAGGGUGUUCUUCCAGAUGGAAGAGAUAUCGCUGUGAAGCGACUGUUCUUCAACAACAGACACAGAGCAGCAGAUUUCUACAAUGAAGUCAACAUUAUCAGCUCCGUUGAACACAAGAACCUCGUUAGGCUUCUUGGUUGCAGCUGCUCAGGACCAGAGAGUCUCCUUGUCUAUGAGUAUCUUCAGAACAAGAGCCUUGAUCGGUUCAUCUUCGAUGUUAACAGAGGCAAAACACUAGACUGGCCAAGAAGAUUCGUGAUCAUCGUUGGAACAGCUGAAGGGUUGGUGUAUUUGCACGAGCAGUCUAGUGUGAAAAUCAUCCAUAGAGACAUAAAAGCAAGCAACAUUCUGUUAGAUUCAAAGCUACAAGCUAAAAUCGCUGACUUUGGGCUGGCGAGAUCGUUCCAGGAGGAUAAGAGCCAUAUCAGCACAGCCAUUGCAGGGACUCUAGGUUAUAUGGCUCCUGAGUACUUGGCACAUGGUCAGCUAACAGAGAAAGUAGAUGUCUACAGCUUCGGUGUUCUUGUACUAGAGAUUGUAACUGGAAAGCAGAACACAAAAAGCAAAAUGUCUGAUUAUUCAGACAGUUUGAUUACAGAAGCGUGGAAGCAUUUUCAGACAGGAGAGUUGGAGGAAAUAUAUGAUCCAAACCUGGACUGGAAGAAUCAGAAUGAUAGUUUAAUCAUCAAGAAGGAGAUAGUGAGAGUUGUUCAGAUAGGGCUGUUGUGCACUCAAGAAAUGGCGUCGCUAAGACCAUCCAUGUCAAAGGUGUUGCAUAUGUUAAAGCACAAAGAGGAAGUGUUACCGUUGCCAAGUAAUCCUCCGUUUAUGGAUGAAAGAGUUAUGGAGUUUCGAUAUGGUUCUGAUGGAGAUUCGGCUGCUUGUGCUUCUCUUGCCACUGUCUCUCAAAGUUCCUUCUACGGUAGAUGAAGCCUUUGAAACAUCGUUAAGGCCAAACCGAAGUUUUGUGUGUAUAAACCAGUAAGAAGAACUAAAAGCUAGUAUAUAGAGAUAGAUGUGAACUUGAGUAGAUUUUGUAUAAUGUAAUGAAGAUAUGCCAUGGAGGUAGUGAGUUCAGUCAAUAUAUGUACUAAAAAGUAAUAUACUAGAAGAGAAUGUUUAAGCUCAAAUCUUGCAUCUAUGUAACUUAAUAAAAAACAUAUAUUGAUCAAGAAUGAUACCCGAUUCA
Molecule: messenger RNA, 2348 nt
Organism: Brassica oleracea var. oleracea
Lineage: Eukaryota; Viridiplantae; Streptophyta; Magnoliopsida; Brassicales; Brassicaceae
Product: cysteine-rich receptor-like protein kinase 2
Exons: 7
Coding region: 152-2089 (645 amino acids)
Biological process (GO): protein phosphorylation
Molecular function (GO): protein kinase activity; ATP binding
Source: RefSeq, a predicted model, not a curated record